CUAUAACGCACGUGUCUUUCUUGAUCUUCAAACUGGCUUCGUGUUAGAGAAUUUCGAUUAGAAGUGAACUGCGCUAGGCAUUCAGUUUUGGCGUGGAAACAAGAUAAGGUUGUGAUGCGAGUUAUUUGCUAUGGACCGUCUUGUCUUGCUUAAUUAAACAGCUGUGCAGUGUACUUUUUGGGAUGGAUUUUCUGGGUGUUUGCGAUUCGGGAGAGUGGGGCGAUACAUCAGAUGCUAAGGACCUGCAUUCCAAGCUGUUCAGUCCACAGACAGGAGCAGUUGAAGCAAGGCCAAAGUCCAAAAAAUUCAAAGCAACAAAAAAGAAACAAGCUACAGUCGGUGAAAAACAGUCUGACAGCAGAGACAUACAUGUAAAGAAACCGAGGGAAAACAAAACGUCUGCAAAACUGCAACAUGGUUCAGUGAAUAAGGAGACAGAAACUAGCGGUACAUCAGUCAAACGUGAAAAGGUUACGACAAAGAAGAAAAAGAAGAGGAAAAUAGACACCAGUGAAAGCGAGGUACCAGUGAAGAAAAAGAAGGCAAAGAAGGCAUUGCCGUCAACAGCUACUCCUGUUGCACAAGGAGAACAAAACAAGGAACUGAACAGUCAACAAAAUGAUGACAAUGAAACCCUUGGCGAGGAUAGGACGAUAAACGUUGACCAGAUAAAGAAGAAAAGAAAACGAAAGCCCAGAAACAACAAAUUCAAAACUGCAGAGUUUGGAUAUGUAGCAAAGCCGAGCGAAACCAGGACCUUGGACGCUGAGUCAGAAAUCCGAAACCAAAAUGGAAAAUCCAUCGCACGAACUUUAGAGGUGAAAGGAGAAGUUAAAGACGGAAACAAGAAAGUUGGCAAGAAAAGGUCCAAAAAACGCAAAGUAAAAAAACCUGCAAAGACACAGAUUAAUCAAAGGACUCCGUCGAAAAACAACGUAGACCGAACAAAGGACAAAUCUGAAGGAUUUGCGCAGUUGUCGUCCCCUGGAGACAAAGUGCAGAAAAAGGCAUCCGAGAAUUUGGACCAAAAAAGCAAAACUGAGAAUGACGUCUCUGAGGAAAGGACUAAGCGAAACAGAAAAAUGAAAAGAGCUAAUGUCAAAAUCGAUUCCCAGCUUUCUAAAGAGGAAAUCGAGCCUGUGGAUAGACAACAUUUGAAAUCAGCAACCAAAUGUGAAAAGUUAGAAGGUGGCAAAUUGGCGGUCAGCCAAGAUGAAGACAUUUCGGAAGAGCCUUUGCCGGACCUUUCGGCCAAGCAGGCCCUCAAGUCCAAGAUGGAGGCCAAGCUGCAGUCGGCCCACUUCCGGUUCCUCAACGAGCGGCUGUACAAGACCACGGGAUCCGAGGCCCAGCAGAUGAUGGCACAGGACAGGGAGUCGUUUGAUAUCUACCAUCGGGGCUUCGCGCAGCAAGUCAGGCAGUGGCCCGUCAACCCCGUGGAUAAGUUCAUUGAAGAUCUCAAGUCCAGACCAGAAAACUUGACGGUCGGUGACUUUGGUUGUGGAGAUGCACAAAUUGCACGGAGCGUCAGCCAGACUAUCCACUCGUUUGACCUGUGUGCCCUCAACGAACACGUGACAGUUUGUGACAUGGAAAAGGUACCCCUGAAAAACAACUGUCUGGAUGUAGCCAUAUUCUGCCUGUCUCUGAUGGGAACCAACUGGAUUAGCUACAUCAAGGAGGCCAACAGAGUGCUGAAAAUGAAGGGUCAACUGAAGAUAGCGGAGGUCGCCAGCAGGUUUGCCUCGGUCGCCGAAUUCCUGAAGAUCAUGAAACAGCUGGGAUUCAAGAAAGAAUCUAAAGAUUUUUCCAACAAGAUGUUCCUGAUGUUCGACUUCACCAAGGAGGCAUCCACAAAGAAGGUGGAGUUGGAACGGGGCGAGGUCUUGAAACCGUGCCUCUACAAGCGACGCUGAAAACAGACUCAGCAACCCUGGACAGUAAAAGCAAGGGGGUAGGCUAAGGGGCACAUGUUGCCCUGCACACACCACAACCCCCCCCCCCCCCCACCUUGUCUCUCAACUUACUAAUUUCCAAUGAAGGUGAAGUUGGAAUGAGGCGAGGUCUGUAAUCCAUCCGUGGACACAACUUGGACACGUGGCUCAAGACGCACAUACGCCAAACUGGUGAAAAACCUUUCCCUUCUGGGUCACUGUCAAAUUACCGGAAUUUUCCCUGAUUUGUGUGGGUUUUCCCCUAAAUUUCCUGAGUUUUCGCUGACUGGAAAAAUGGAAACUCAUUUUCAAGGUUUUCCUGGGAACCCUGUAAUGGGCCAUAUUUUUUUAAGCGAAUGUAAUUUGACACCAUUUUGGGGCUACAAACAAUAGAAAAAUCACAUACAUUGUAGUAACUUGAUCUAAAUCUAAAUUAUAAGGAUGGUUAAAACAUUUUUUAUUUUUAAGCUGUUGCAAUAUGUCAAUUUGCGUUGGUAACCUUGGAUUCACCCAGAUGGGAUCGUUACAGCGCCCUCAAGAAUAUGGCCCAAUGAGCAAUGUUUUCUUAAAAUUAAAAAUGUCAGCAUAAAAAAUAAUGAUAAUAAUAUGGUGCUUAGUGCUAUACACCCAAUUCUCAAAGCGCUUCACAAUUAUUACCCUGGUUCAUCAGGCCAUGGGACUACUUUUCUGCAGCAGCUCGAGAUCAGCGCAGUUAGUGCGGCAGAUAGGUGAUGGGAUUGUGCUUUUGAAGAUACAAAAAUGGCAUUUACCACACAGUCAGAGUAUGUCAUGAGAAA
Patiria miniata (bat star) is the source of this 2731-nucleotide messenger RNA. RefSeq names its product 25S rRNA (adenine(645)-N(1))-methyltransferase-like (gene rrp8). Bases 183 to 1916 code for a protein of 577 amino acids. Gene Ontology annotation, cellular component: nucleolus; rDNA heterochromatin; chromatin silencing complex. Lineage: Eukaryota; Metazoa; Echinodermata; Asteroidea; Valvatida; Asterinidae. Gene Ontology annotation, molecular function: methyltransferase activity. The record is from RefSeq and is a predicted model, not a curated record. The transcript is spliced from 7 exons. Gene Ontology annotation, biological process: regulation of transcription by glucose; cellular response to glucose starvation; rDNA heterochromatin formation.